GGAUAAAGUUUCCCAAAAAAUUGAACCAAAAACUUCCUGCCAGAGGAGAAGCGUUGCCAGCUUCCACCGUGAGUCCAGCGUUUUCCAAAAAAAAAAAAAGCGCAAGACCACUUCAGAAUUAUUUUUUUUUUCUGUCUUUGAGGGAAUUCUAUUCAUUGUUGUAACCACGGCUUCAAAGGUGGACAACGUUUUUUCCUCUCUAUCCCUGCAUUUCUUCAAGAAAGAAAUGGAAGAGGGCUCCAGUUGUCCGGCGUCCCCUGUGGAUAGUGUGGUGAGCAGCGAGGAGGAGCUGGACCGGCAGCAGAAGCGCUUCCCGAGGAAGAGGAGGCUCAGUAAGAAGUGCAGCGAGGACAGCAGCGGCAGCAGCCCGGGCCCGCUCAAGCGGGGGAAGAAGCCCAGCCCGAGCAGCACGCAGUCCUACGAGGAGCUGCAGAACCAGCGCGUCCUGGCCAACGUCCGGGAGAGACAGAGGACGCAGUCUCUCAACGAGGCCUUUGCGUCUUUGCGCAAAAUCAUCCCCACGCUGCCGUCGGACAAACUCAGCAAGAUCCAGACGCUGAAGCUGGCUUCCAGAUACAUAGACUUCCUCUGUCAGGUGCUGCAGAGCGACGAGAUGGACAGCAAGAUGUCCAGCUGCAGCUACGUAGCGCACGAGAGACUGAGUUACGCGUUCUCCGUGUGGAGGAUGGAGGGCGCCUGGUCCAUGUCAGCAUCUCACUAGCGGCGCAGACCUGCACUAAUGCCAAAGCGACUGUUUACUUCUGCAAAGUCUGAAGACCAAAAGGGAUUAUUGAAGAACGCAUGGACCUCAAAAACGUGGCCGAGAGACGUAAUGUGAUCCACGGCUACAGAAUCUCGUGGAGUGCAUGUGUGGAUCCAUUGGGCCUGUGUGAGCUGCUCGUGCAGAGACAGGAGAGAGGAGGCUGCAGACUGGACCCGGAGAUGGUGCUGCGCGCUGUUUUUUACCAAAGCCAUCCUUCAGUCGUUUGUAAAAGGAGAUAUAUUUUCUUUUUUCAUAGACUUUAAACCAAAGUAUGAAUAUAAAUAUAUAUAUAUAUAAAUAUAUAUAAAUAAAUAAAUGAACCCAUAUUGUACAUACUUGUGUAACUUUAUCCUGUAAAAGGAACCAAUGCAAUUUAGAGUCUUUUGUUGCAUGGAUUUAUUUCACUGACUAUCUUUAGCAAGUCUACAUCCAAACUCCGUCCAAUUUACGUUGUUGUUUUGCUUAUUUAUUAAAACAGGUAUUUUUUGAACGAAAAAAUGCUUCAACUUUUUAUUUCCACGUCAAGGUAAAACAUUCAGCACCACUACACACA
Molecule: messenger RNA, 1316 nt
Organism: Cololabis saira (Pacific saury)
Lineage: Eukaryota; Metazoa; Chordata; Actinopteri; Beloniformes; Belonidae
Gene: twist2
Product: twist2
Exons: 2
Coding region: 227-721 (164 amino acids)
Biological process (GO): regulation of transcription by RNA polymerase II; developmental process
Molecular function (GO): protein dimerization activity; RNA polymerase II transcription regulatory region sequence-specific DNA binding; DNA-binding transcription factor activity, RNA polymerase II-specific
Source: RefSeq, a predicted model, not a curated record